Hansenula anomala is the source of this 273-nucleotide messenger RNA. Its product is annotated as C2H2-type zinc finger protein. NCBI's taxonomy places the organism in Eukaryota, Fungi, Ascomycota, Saccharomycetes, Phaffomycetales, Wickerhamomycetaceae. The annotation marks the transcript as partial. Gene Ontology annotation, molecular function: RNA polymerase II cis-regulatory region sequence-specific DNA binding. Gene Ontology annotation, cellular component: cytoplasm; nucleus. The record is from RefSeq and is a predicted model, not a curated record. The transcript has a single exon.
AUGACUGAAUCAAAUAACCCUGGUCAGGAACCCACAACAGUCAAGGAUGAUACAAAGACUAAACAGCCAAAGAAACAAGCUAACAAAUCUGAUAAACAAGAAUUACCAAGACCUUAUAAAUGUCCCAUUUGUGAUAAAGCAUUUCAUAGAUUAGAACAUCAAACAAGACAUAUAAGAACUCAUACUGGUGAAAAGCCUCAUUCAUGUACUUAUCCUGGUUGUUUCAAGAAAUUUUCAAGAUCUGAUGAAUUAACAAGACAUUUAAGAAUUCAU